This is a messenger RNA of Neoarthrinium moseri, 1380 nucleotides long. RefSeq lists its product as uncharacterized. The record is from RefSeq and is a predicted model, not a curated record. Gene Ontology annotation, biological process: mitochondrial translational initiation. The transcript has a single exon. Bases 1 to 1380 code for a protein of 459 amino acids. Gene Ontology annotation, molecular function: structural constituent of ribosome. Gene Ontology annotation, cellular component: mitochondrial small ribosomal subunit. Lineage: Eukaryota; Fungi; Ascomycota; Sordariomycetes; Amphisphaeriales; Apiosporaceae.
AUGGCGACGGCCAAGAAUGUCUCCCCCGGAGCCGCGCUCUUGAGAUCAUCGCGCAUGUUCUCCAUGCCAGCGCCCAUAUCGGCACCCAGCGACCUCUCAAUGGCAACCAAGCACAAGUCGGCGACGGCGACCACGCCCUUCCCUACUCACCUGACCGUCACCACGCCCCAGGCCUCGCGUCUGGUGGGCGACUGGGGCUUCAAGCGCCCGUUUCCCCUCAAGACGACCACCAAGUCCACCCUGCCGCUGGUGCGCGUCCGCAAGGUCGACUCGAUCGAGCAUGUGACGGAUUUCCGGUCCGCCUCGGACCACGCCAUCACGCUCAAGAAGUUCCAGGAAAUGAACUUGGACUUCACGGUGCCGCAGAAGGACGACCAGCGGCCCCCCAAGUCCGUAUUCGAGGAGGACGCCGACGUCACCGCCCUGACCCCCGAGGAAAGGGUGAAGAAGGAGAAUAUCCGCUGGCGGUUCAACGGGCCGUGGCUGGCAGGCAUGACGGACGGCGAGUUCAACGAAUAUCUGUCGAGCACCGUCCGCGGGAAGCGGACCGAGUUCCGUGCGUAUCUGAAGGCACAGCUGGCGGCUGAUAUGACCAACGAGCAGAACCAGCAGGCCCAAGAGAGAGCCGAGGAGGCCCCGGUACCCGUCCAGUCCAGCGACAUUAGCGAGACUGCCUUCACCGAGCACCUCAGACAGCUCCGGCAAGACCCGGUCAUGCUGUUCCAACACGUCAGCAGGUUCCUGGACCUGGCGCCCCUCGCCCCUGAAGAAGCUGCCUUCAACAGGCUGGGUGCUCUACGGCCGAACAAGCGAUACACUUUCUCAGACAGUCCGUAUGCAGCAAACGGCCCGCCCAUUACACACCCCUCUGCUGGGCUUUCCUAUCUACGGACCAAGAACUAUCUGGACAACCACCCGAUCUACGGGCCACAGCAGCGCCACCCGCCCGUCAAGGCCAGGAUCGUGACACCCAAGAACAGCGCGGCCAACUACGUUGCCAAGAUUGGUGUCGCAGGCUUCAUCUCCAAGAUUCCGGAGGGAGAGACGUCGUUCAACUUCAAGGCCGGAGGCACGUACAACAAGAACAGCGCCAUUCCGGGCUUGAACGAUUUCCAGCCAGAUGUCGUUGGCGGAUCCAAGGUCUACGUGGAACCGCAGAAGGUCACCAUCAGCUCCACCGGAAAGGUGGUGCUUGGGUUCGGGGCUACAGACCCCAGCGCGGCCGUAGUACAGAAGGAGAUGGUCGGCGAGGGCGUUGUUUUCGAGGACGCCGUCAAGGAGACGAACGAGGCCCUGAGCGCCCAGAGGCCCAUGUUGCAGAGACCCUGGGCAGCACGGAGUAGAAGCAUCAUGGGCAGCUCCAAGACGUACGGGCUCUGA